This is a messenger RNA of Gambusia affinis (western mosquitofish), 3067 nucleotides long. Its product is annotated as von Willebrand factor A domain-containing protein 5A-like. NCBI's taxonomy places the organism in Eukaryota, Metazoa, Chordata, Actinopteri, Cyprinodontiformes, Poeciliidae. The transcript is spliced from 24 exons. Bases 145 to 2775 code for a protein of 876 amino acids. The record is from RefSeq and is a predicted model, not a curated record.
UCUCAUAAGAAAAACGAGCGUUCCGGGUAGAGGAACAGCCGUUUUGGUCUUGUUUGAGCAGAAGCUCUUAGGAUAACACGCAGCUAAUUCUGUAUUUCUCCGUGAGAAGGGUCUGUCCUCACUGUCGUCUGCUUCACAGGUACAAUGGUGAACUGCUGUGGUCUGCUCACUGACAAGAAGGAACCAGUUCCUCUGAAGAGCAUUGAUGCUCAACUGGAGGUGAAGGACCAUGUAGCUACUCUGGUCUCCACUCUGAACUAUGAGAACAAGGAGGACAAACCUCUAGAGGCUGUGUUUGUCUUCCCUCUGCCUGGAGAUGCUGCUGUGUGUCAUUUCAGUGCUCAGAUUGGAAAAACACACAUUGUAGCUGAGGUGAAGGAGAAACAGCAGGCUCAGGAGGAGUAUGAUGAUGCCCUGAGCUCCGGUCAGCAGGCCUUCCUGUUGGAGGAGAGUGAGCAGAGUCCAGAUAUUUUCUCUCUGAAAGUGGGCAGGCUGCCUCCAGGAGAGAGCGCCUCCAUCAGGCUGGAGUACGUCACUGAGCUGGCUGUGCAGGCUGAUGAUGGGUUGAGGUUCUGUCUGCCUGCUGUGCUCAACCCUCGAUACCAACCUCAGGGUAGUGAAGGUCCCAGUGUCCAGGUGACCUCAGUACCAGCCUCUCUGGUGCCCUACAGUCUGUCCUUCUCUGCCAGAGUGUCCUCUCCUCGUCCAGUCUCUAAAAUAGAGUCCAGUUGCUCUCUGGAGCCUCUUCAGUAUCUCAACGCUGAUCAAACUCAAGCCACGGUGAAGUUGGGUGGAGGACACAAGUUUGACAGAGACAUUGAGCUACUGAUUUAUUACAAAGACACCCACCAGCCCUCUGCUGUGGUGGAGGCAGGACAGGCCUCUGCCAAACCUGGCUCUCUGAUGGGUGACCCAGUGGUGAUGGUUAGCCUUUACCCUGAGUUCCCCCAAUCAGUGAUGUCAUCACUCGCCACCUGUGGAGAGUUUGUGUUCUUGAUGGAUCGAUCAGGAAGUAUGGGCUGCCGCAUGAACAACAGCACACCGCAAGAAACUCGCAUUAGCAGUGCACGGGACACUCUGCUGCUCCUGUUGAAGAGUUUACCAAUGGGCUGCUACUUCAACAUUUACAGUUUUGGUUCCUCCUUUGAGCACAUCUUCCCUAAGAGUGUGGAGUAUAGUGAGAAGACCAUGAAGAAGGCUCUGAAUAAGGUUGAAAAAAUGGGAGAUGAUCUUGGAGGAACAGAAAUUCUUCAGCCUCUCAAACACAUUUACAGCCAAGCCUGCAUUCCCAAACAUCCUCGACAGUUGUUUGUCUUCACUGACGGAGAGGUUGGAAACACCAAAGAAGUUACUGAUCUUGUUAAGAAGAAUGCAGGCUCCCACAGGUGUUUCUCUUUUGGGAUUGGAGAAGGAGCCAGCUCUGCUCUCAUCAACGGGAUGGCCAAAGAGGGUGGAGGUCACGCUCAGUUCAUCACUGGGGCUGACAGGAUGCAACCAAAAGCGAUGCAGUCACUCAAGUUUGCACUGCAGCCGGUUGUGGAGGACAUUUCUGUCUCUUGGGAUUUACCAAAGGGAGUGUCCACCACCGUUCUCUCUCCACCCAUUACAACUAUUUUUCAGGGUCAAAGGUCACUGAUUUAUGCUCAGCUAACUCUACAGAGUUCAGAGGAAGCAGAUGGCAGUGUGACAGUGAAGUACAGCCUGGCAGGUCAUCCCUCUCAUAGCCAGCUGCACUUCAAUCUCAAACCUGCAGAGGACUCUGGAUUAACAGUCCACAGACUGGCUGCUCGUACUGUGAUUCGCUCCCUGGAGUCUGAGGAGAGGACACAAAGUGAGCAGAAAGAUGAAGACAUGAAGAAGAAGGUGGUGGAGCUCAGUAUCCAAUCAGGAGUGAGCAGUUCUUUCACUGCCUUCAUUGCUGUUAACAAAGACAGCGGCGAGUCCGUUGAAGGACCUCUGGUGCGCAGAAAUGUCCCAACACCUUUCAUUGGAAGGAGCGGGAGGUCUACAGCUUGUUAUAGGUCACCACCUAGUGGAGAUAGAUGUCUGUAUAAAUUUGCACCAAUGCCAAUGAAUCGUAUCCAAAGACGUGCACCAAUGCCCGGAGAACCCGGAGAGAACCCACGCAUGCACAGGGAGAACAUGGAAACUCGAUACAGAAGGAUCCCCGGCCGGGAAUCGGACCAAGAACGUUCUUGCCGCAAGGCAAAACCUCUACUACCAAGAGCGCAACUGUGCCGCCGAAUGUAUCGUAUCCAAGGAUGUGUACCAAUGCCAUGUGAAAAUUUUGAUAUGCCACAGUCAUUUCUGAAUUAUUGUAACAAAACUCACUUUUGUUUCAUCAUAAGACAAGAGCUAAGACUUUUAUUGUACCUGUUUUAUGCCACAGGUGACAUGCUACAAGACUUUCAGGAAGAAUCCAGUGAGCCAAAAGCUGUGCUACCCAGUAAAGACCCUCUGCUGCAGCUGGUGUCCCUGCAGAAAGCAUCUGGCUGCUGGAUGCUUGAUGCAAAUCUGGCUGCUGUGCUGGGAAAGACCAGCGAACAAGUGGAAAAGGCAAAGCCACAGUCGGUCAACAAUGAAGUGUGGGCGUCCAUUCUGGCUCUGAUUUGGCUUCAUGGUUUUAAGAUGGAUGCAAAGGAGGAGUGGGAGCUUCUGUCUAUGAAGGCCGCAUCAUGGAUUAAAGCUCAAAACGCUCCAUGUGUGUCGGAGUGUGUUGAAGCUGGAAAUACACUGCUGGGUUGCGGCGUGAAGAAAGAAGCUCUGGGGCUCUGAGGUUUACCGACAGGCUUCAGCUCUACUAUGGAAGCACCUCAGUGCAGGAAGGAAAACACUGAAGUUGUUGAUGACCAAGAACAAGCUUAGGACUUUAUUUUCUUUUUGCAAAAUUUAACCAAGAAUCUGCCAGCAUGCCUUUAGAUAUUUACACUAUAUGCAUAAAAAAGAAGCCAUGGAGCAUAGCUUUAUACUUAAACUUUCAGCAUAUGGAUUUUAACCAGUUUUACUGAAACAAUAUGUUCAUGUAAUAAAUGAAUAAAUGCAUAAAAAUAAAAAAGAAUGCCAAUAA